Molecule: messenger RNA, 960 nt
Organism: Mesocestoides corti
Lineage: Eukaryota; Metazoa; Platyhelminthes; Cestoda; Cyclophyllidea; Mesocestoididae
Source: the annotation of a GenBank genome assembly
AUGACAAAAAAUAAGCCACAUAACAAGAAAUUCCUCUGCGUUCUUUUGAAAAUCAUAGAGCCUUCACUGAUACCCUUUUGUGGACCAGCUGAGGCUGACGGAUCGCCAGCCACACAGGAAUGGCGAGUCAUCAGUCGAUUUGCCGACUGUCUAUCUCACGCCAUUCUGAAGGAUAGCAUCUGUCAUCAGUCUCUGUGCGCCUCCCUGCCUCCACCUAAGGAGGCAACACCUUCAGAAUCUGCGAAGCACAGUGAUAAGUGUCAACGAUCACGGCCAUCUCCACCAAGGACCAUCUCGUUUACCUGCACUUCCGGUAGACCGCGUGUCCCGAAAUCAGAUUCUCAAAGUUCUACCUCCUAUGCCAUUGGACCACCACCCACAAACCGCGAUUUCCCCUCGUUUACUCCCAACGUCUCCUCGACUUUCCUAGAUGUCAAGGACACCACUUCACAUGGCGCCCUCUUGAAACCGACGACGUCAUUCAUUGCAGUGAUAGAGGGGUAUGCCGAAGACACCGUCUCUGAGGUUAUGCAAGAGGCUACUGAGGCCGCGGCAAGGCGGAUGCGUUACAUUCGGCGUCUAGUCGACUCUGUGAUGCGUUCUCUCGAAGCGAAGUCGUGCUUUAGCCGCUUUAACAAGUCGAAGCUCAACGCAUUGCGCUCCCCGGGGGAGGACAUUUGUGUUCGUUUCAGUGUUCUUUGUUUUGUUUCACCCUGUUACAGGCAGACCAGACCCACAAUUAGUCGGAGCGGAGCGUCAACUGCCGUGUGCGAUCCACACGCCGAACCCCACCAGCGAAAACCCACCUACGCCAAGCGCCUGCGCCUCUUCGCGUCCAGCCUGACCUCCCGCCUUGUGCUGGACGCCCUUCAGCAACUGAGGCGCGUCCAAGCGCACAACAGCAACGUCGAAUGCAGGGAAUUGCCAUGGUCGUCUCCAUCUCCACAAUCACACUCGUAG